AUGGAAGCUCAUACUGCCCAGAACAAGCGCCGAAGGAAGCAAUCAAGCCCAGUACAGACGGUAGAACGACUCAGACGGAGAUUGGAACUAGCUCAUUAUCGAGUGCAUAAUGGAUUCGACAAGAUGACAUUCCCACAAGUCCAAGUCAUGUUUCAGCGAUCAGAAGACAUUCGAAAGUCAUUCCGAAAACACUAUUUGAAUCCAGACACCUUGAGUGCCGAAGUCAGAAGAAGGAGCAGGCAGAGAACCGUAUCGGAUAUGAGAGGUGAACUGGAUAGGCUGGAAUCAAGUAAACUAGCUCACAACGCAUUGCACCCUGAUGAUGACUGGGACUCGGUACUCACUCAUAACGGUAGUAAUCAUCUCAAGAGUCCAGGCUCAACAAACCUUGAUAGACAUAGUAGUCAUGUACAUGCUAGUAGCAGUAGUAUCAGUAGUAUAUCGUUGCCAACCAGUACGACAACCAGUCAGCAGGCAACUCCAACCUUAUCUGGUGUCCCGUUAUCCGACGAUACAGUAGAAGAUACCAAGCCCGACAAUGGUAAUCCUAAUAAUGUUGCUGUCUCGUCUAAUACCGCAUCUGCUAUUAAUAAUACCACAACAGCACUAAGAACCGAUGACAUCGCACCAGCAGCUGAAACCAUGAAUCAUCCAACCAAUCCAAACCCCAUAAUACCCAUCAAACCAACAAAUAUAGCAACUUCAUUCGCUAGCUCACAGGUAUGGAAGUUGCCAGGACCCAAACUUGAAUCUCCACAAAAACUCUUGCCGGGUGUCUUGCUUGGCCAACCACCAGCUCCUCCGCCGCCUCUACUACACCCUUUUGGAUUUAAUGGUCCAUUCAAUCCACGAGCAUAUCCACCACCACAGUCUAAUGGACAUCCUUAUAUGCAUAACUCGAAUCACCAUGACGACGUGUCUGAACUCAUGAAUACGUAUAUCCGAGGGGAACAACUUGAGCCUUCGGCCAUGGAUUAUGCGAUAAAUAACAAUAGUAACAGUAAUAAUGCCAUGCAAAUGAAUGGGGGCCCCAAACCAAACAAUUUAAGACCAGGAGCAGCUAAUAAUACUCUUCCAAUCAAUCCAUUCGGUGGUCUUCCAGCAGUAACCAAUCAAGCGGAUCUAGCUGCUGCCUUUUCAUACUUUUUAUCUUCGGGGUACUUGCCAUCACAGUUUGUUAAUACUAGUAGUAAUAGUAACAGUAAUGCUGCUGCUGCACCGGUAGUAGUUGUGAAUGACGGUGGUAGUAGUAAUAAUGUGGUGGUUGAGUCGAAAAGCAAUGCCUCGCAGGCUGAGACAACUGCUUGA
This is a messenger RNA of Synchytrium microbalum, 1308 nucleotides long. RefSeq lists its product as uncharacterized. NCBI's taxonomy places the organism in Eukaryota, Fungi, Chytridiomycota, Chytridiomycetes, Synchytriales, Synchytriaceae. The transcript has 2 exons. Bases 1 to 1308 code for a protein of 435 amino acids. The record is from RefSeq and is a predicted model, not a curated record.